Aedes aegypti (yellow fever mosquito) is the source of this 4778-nucleotide messenger RNA. RefSeq lists its product as uncharacterized. The transcript is spliced from 2 exons. NCBI's taxonomy places the organism in Eukaryota, Metazoa, Arthropoda, Insecta, Diptera, Culicidae. The coding region runs from base 2233 to 4749 and encodes 838 amino acids. The record is from RefSeq and is a predicted model, not a curated record.
AAAAAUAAAAAUUAUUGAAAUAUUUUUUAAAAAUUACAAUUUUUUUUGUUGAAUACAAAUAUUAGAUUUUGUUGUCUCAAUAAAUUUAAUUGUUGUUUUUACACCGAACUGAUGGGAACACAAGUUGCUUAGAUUCAAAAAAAAAAUUAUUGAUUGUUGACAUAAUCUGUUUUGUUUUCAAAAAAAUUUUUUUUUGAUUUCAAAAAACCCUAAUAUUGACACACAUACAUAUUCAUUAUAUGAUACUGUGUGUGUGUUUUUACGCUAGUUGUGUACGCACAGCUUGUCAGACGCCAUUUCAAUGAUUAUAAACAAAACUCAAAAUGGACUCGACAGAAGAAGUACUCGUUUUGGAAGUUGAAGAAGUUAGUGACGCGCUGGUGGAUUUAUUGCUGAGUUUCGGGCUCUCUGAGGAAAUCAUAAAUCGUUUUCUGGGUAAGAAAUUGUUUUGUUUAUGUGAUGUACGAAGUUUUACCCUUCGUUCGAUUUUUUUUCUCUAGAAAAUCAGUACACUCUCGAAACCCUGCAAAUCCUGGAGCGGAAGGAAAUAGAAGAGUUGAUACCGCCGCCAUUUCUUGCUGAACGGACGAAAUGCGUGCAUGGUUUGAAUGUUUGGAGAGUUGCACAGGUAUAAAUUAACGGAUGUAGUGUUUUAACAACAAUUUCAACUGUAUCUUUUAUGUACCAUAGGGAUUUCCACCGUUAUCAACCGAUUGCCUUUCGACUGCAUCGCCGGUGGUAAAAAAAACUAGUUCAGAAGCCAUCACUCGCGAACGGUGCACUGCAAAUUAUUUGCUGACCGCAUCCACAAAAGGCCGGGCUAUCUUGCAGAAAUGCCAAAAGCAAAAUUUUCUGACAAGAGCUGAUAAGAAGGCUAUAACUCAUCUGGUAGUUGAUGAUUUCAAGGAUCGAUUCGGCAAACUAACUCCUGCGGAGCUACAGGACAGAGCAUCUGAGCUUGGUAGACUUUUCCCAGGAGAGCCAGAGGUAUGAUUAUCGAAUGUUGAGAAACGAUUUUCAAAUAUGUCCGGAAGCAAUGAGCGAUGAAUUGACUUCAUAGUUUAAAAAUGUCAAACUAAUGCUAUUUAUUUUUUUGUGGUUUUCUAGGACGGAUGGUACCAGCCAACAUUUACCAAAAAUAGCGCUGGUCGGAAAAUCAAACUUCGAAAACAAGCUAAAGGGCGACUGUAUGACCGAAACAUCAACUACAGAGAACCGGUUGAAGCUCAACAAAGUGAUUUGCAACAACCGUCCACAUCCGGCGUGAAAUCGUUUAUUGUGGAGGAAAUAAUCUCGAAAGAACAAGGUGAGCUGAUACUUGAAAUGAUAAUAUGGAAAAGUUAUUUAUAAAUAUUUUUUACAGAAGCAGAAUACCAACAAACAAAAGCUUGGUUCUUGAACAAUCAAGACGAGUGGGAAGAAGUCAAACAGAAGUGGAAGACAACUAGUAAAUUGAGAACGUUGGAAGUCUCGAGAAAACCCAACUGGACAUGCGCUUCGAUUUUGGCAGAGUAUCCAACUUUGAGGAAUCACCAAGGGUAUCAGUUGGUCCAGAUUGAUUUUUUGCACAAGUUCCCUGCAAAAGAGACUUUACUGUUCAAUCGUUGGCCCGAACUGGUUGAAGGUAUUCGUCCGAUAUUCAAUGUCGAAGUUACCGACGUGGAUGGGAAACAUCUCCUUGCUAUGCUCGAUGAUGAGGAUGUAAGCCAUGGUAUGAACACAGAAUACUCCUAUUGAAUUGCUUUUAAUAACAUUUUUAUUUGCAGAUACUAAGAAUUUUAUCGUCGUUUCAUUAUUGGCACAUAUUCUGCCAAGUCCACAUCUCACUUGUUCUGGUAAACGCCGAUGGAAACCAUCAAUUCUCGAAACACGACAAAGUGUGGUGCUGCACAUCAACGAUUUAUCGGAAUUGAAUGAAACACUUCGCGUGUUGUUCGAUAGAAGUCGUGAGAAAGGAAUCCAAACUACUCCAUUCAUUUUGGUGCACGGAGAUCUGAAGAAACCCACCGGCUUUCUAGUGUGGAAUAAUAUCGUUUCAUACAAGCUGCCAAACUUUUUGAAGGCUCUUGAUAUCUGUUUGAAAAUUUACAAAGCCUACAAUAUUGACUUUCCACGUCAUUCGUUGGCAGUGUGGGAUUUGCUUUCUACGUUCCUAUUCGAUUUUGAUCCCGUCAGCGAUAAAGCAACUAUUUCUGCCCUCUGUGCAGCUAUACGACAGACAGAAUCGUCACAAUGAUAACGUGUAUAGUUAAACGAUGCUUGUGGACAACUAACUCCAUCGAUCGAUUGUAUGACCAUUUAAGAAGACACCACCAGCAUGUCACUUCGUACUCGUGUAAUUAUGAAAGUUGUACCCGCUGCUACAAUGUCCGAGCAUCGUUUUUCAGACAUUUUAAAAAGCACUUCAACAAUGAACUCGAUCAUAGAAACACGAACUUUGAUGCGGUUCCUCAGAAUAACGAAUACUUUACAAUGAAAUCCGAAGCACAAACACCGCAACCAAACGACCUUCAACCUGAAAAAGACGAGCAUAAGGAUUCCUACAAUAAUAUCGAAACACCUGCCACCGACGCUGAAAAUUCCAAUAUCAUUGAUAUUACAGCACUAGAAAAUCAAAUGCGUAAUCUGAGUAUCGGUUUCAAUUUGAAAUGGUUGGAUGUCAAUGUGUUACCGAGAAAAGUUGUUUUUGAAAUACAACAUGACGUGCAACAAAAAAUUCUCAAGCCUUUAGAAGAUGUUGUCAAUACUAUGCAAACCGUUGGCCUACUUUCUAUGGAGGCUCAAACUAUUUUCAAAAAAAUGUUUGCGAUGUUUGACGGAACAGAAACUGAGUAUAAGUUUAUUGAAUGUUUAAAAUCCGCCGACUUAUAUGUAGUCCCAAGAGAAUUUGUGAUAAGCAAUGAACUACGCCCUGGUGUCAUUCACAACGAACAAGGAAUGGAUAACGAUCCGAUUACAGGAAUCCUAAUGCCAAUAAAAUUUCAAUUAAGGAAGUAUUUGGAAUCACCGUUAGUUUUUGAUACAAUUCUGGACAAUCUUACACCAUCACAAGAUGGUUAUAUUCGCAGCCUCGUGGACGGAACAAUAUGGCAACAAAGAAGAGCCAAAAUAGACUGCAACAUUGUUAUUCCGUUAAACUUCUUUUUCGAUGAUUUCACCACUAAGGACACGGUUUCACCUCAUGCAUCCCGCACAUCCAUAUUAGGAAUAUAUUACUAUAUUCCAUGUCUUCCAGGAUAUAUUCUUGCAAAAUUAGCCAACAUAUUAGUUGCCGGAUAUAUGUUAUCGGAAGAUAGGAAGGAAUACGAGAAUGAAGAUUUGUUCAGCAAUUUAGUGCACACCUUGAUAGAUUUAGAAGUGAAUGGUCUAACAAUAUCAUACAAUGGUACAGAUGUAACAGUUCAUUUUAUGUUAGGAUUUAUAACUGGCGAUAAUCUGGGUGUUGCAGGAAUUUUGGAUUUAGUUGAAUCGGCACGAGCCAAUUUUUAUUGCAGAAUGUGCAAACGUAACCGCGAACAAAGAGAAAAAGAUGCUACGGAAUAUGAACAAACAUUCAGGACCAUUGACGGUUACGAAAAUGAUUUACUACUUAAUGAUGUUUCUAACACUGGUGUUCAUAAGAACAGUGUAUUCAAUCAAAUCCCAUCAUAUCAUGUUGUUUUAAAUGUCUAUUUUGAUCUCAUGCACGAUCUAUGGGAAGGAGUGUGCAUGUAUGGCCUUUCGCAUUGUUUGAAUUACUUCAUCAAAGUUAAAAAAAUGUUUAGUCUUAACGAACUCAAUUGUAGGAAAAACGUAUUUGUUUUUGGGAGCACAAAUUCAUCUAACAUACCAAACGAUAUUAAAGAUACUAACAUAAUUAAGAGUAAAAUCAAAAUGACUGCCAGCGAAAUCAAAACUUUAAUAACAUUUUUUCCACUGAUAAUUGGAAUGUUGAUUCCAGAGGAUGAUCCAGUUUGGUCAUAUUUCUGUAAUCUUUUAAAACUAUGUCAUAUUCUAAUGUUACGCGAAAUACAUCCAAAAUUGUUAGAUACAUUGAAAUCAUUAGUCGAAACCCAUCACACGCAAUAUCAACAACUAUUCAACGACACGUUAAAACCCAAACAUCAUAAUAUAAUCCAUUAUGCAUCUUUUAUUCUCCGUUCGGGUACACCACGACAUCAGUGGGCAAUGCGAGGGGAAGGCAAACACCGAGAUGCCAAACAGUACAGCAGGGUCAAUAACAACAAUACAAAUCUAUGUAAAUCUUUAAGUAUAAAAGCCGGGUAUAAGUUUGCUCAGAACGUUUACAACAGCAGUUUUGUUACUCCUCAAAUAGAUCUCAGCAAUUCCAAAAUUCUCGAUUAUCCAUCAGAUAUUACUUUUAAUUCAUUUGUAGCUGAAAAAAUACGUCUUUUAAAUAAUUCAGUACAUUUCAUAGAUAGUUUUAUAAAACAAGGAUCCACAUUCAGUCAUGGUACAAUUUUUUAUGUAACCUACUGUAAUAUCAUUAAUAUUUUUGAACUGGAUUGCAUACUGAAAGACAAAAGCAACAAUUUAAUUCUAGUCUGUAGUAGCAUCAUGUGUCGUAGAUUUGACGAGCAUUUGCAAUCUUAUGAGGUUUAUAAAACACAAGUACCCAAAUUGAUCUCAAAUAUUGGUUGUUACGAAACACACACCAUCAACAUACAUAGCGUAAAUGAUAAAUUAUAUUUCAGAUUUUGUAAUUUUAAUGUAACGGAUAAGGUUAUUGAAUCAUUAUUUGUAAAUUAAAUGUAAAUAAAAUCAAAAUGGAGAGAAAA